GCAUCGCUGUCGCCAACAGGUGACGACACCAUGGAAUUGAUGUACAGCCCUAUGUCCACGUCCUGCCGGGCCGUACUCAUGUGCAUCAAGGAGAUGAAGCUCAAAGUCGAUCUCAAGAAGAUGGACAUCCAGAGGAAGAUGGAACACAUGAUGGCCUGGUUUGUGAAGCUGAACCCGCAGCACACCGUGCCAACCCUGGAAGACAACGGCUUCAUCCUGUGGGAGAGCCGGGCGAUCUUGCAGUACCUGGUGAGCGCACACGGCCGGCCUGAGUACGACCACCUGUACCCCGCCAACGACCACCAGAGGCGCGCCACCAUCGACCGACUGCUCCAGUUCGACUUGGUCACACUCAACAGGGCCAUUCUGGAAUACUUUGAGCCAGUGAUCCACCACGGGCACGCGCCCGACGACACCAAGGCCAACGCUCUCAAGCAGUCGCUCGACUACCUGGACCGCUUCCUGGAGGGCCACUACGCCGUGGGCGACCGGUUGAGCAUCGCUGACCUGUCGCUGCUCGCCACCGUCUCCCGCCUGCAGGCGCACAACUACCGCACCGACUCGUACGCACGCCUGCGCACCUGGCAGGCGCACCUGCAGGCGACGCUGCCCUACUACGACGAGUGCAACCGGGAGGGGAUGGAGAUGUACCGCCAGAUGCUGGAGCAGAGGAAGCAGUGAUGGUGGAACAAAGAAGAUGGCGCUGGGGAGCGGUUGGCGGCCAUGAUAAGGUCGUGCUCUUCAAGUUCUCUCGUUAUUUUUUGUGGUAGAGCCAGAGAGGACAGCGAAGGUUUCCUGUGGUCGUUUCGUUAGAAGCGCGCGACACAUGCAUAAAUCAAGCUUUAUCGGUAUGCCAUUUAGAUAAUUAUCGGUACGUCAGUUAGAUAAUUGGGGUCGACGUUUAAUGCACUAAUAAUGAUUUAAGGUGGAUGUUGGGGUCACCGUUCCGUACCCAAAUCAGACAUGACGGCGACCUGACUGAUCUGGAGCACGGGGCUAGCUUUUCUAACCAAAUGCUUCGCUGUUCCAGGCAGAAUUGUUAGUCUAAGGAAACGUGGUAAGACAAGUAAACUUGAAGCAACCUGAUGAAAUCCAUCCCGGUGUUUUCACACGGAGCUGACCGUAUUGCGGCGCUCUUGACGUCGUACCGGCAGACUUAAAGCCGCUGAUGGUGACGGUGCGACUCGUGCUGCCGUUCACGUCAGUCAUUCUGUGCAGGAUAAGCUGCGCGUGUAGUCCAUACCUAUGCAUCAAUUUUAACGAGUCGCUGUGCUUGGCCACGUGUACGUAACUGGUGGCAAGCACGCACAGGGUCGAUGCCGGCUGUUAGCAAUGAAUAGUGUGCGCCUUAAACACGCUUUCAUAAUAGCAAAGGUUUGGAUGUGUCGCAGAUAUCUGGUGUUCACCGGCACUGCAGGAAAAAAUAAGCGUUUCUUGUAAUGCCGGCGUUUCAUGCAACUUCCAUAACCCCACUAUCAUUGUGCAAUCUGACUGCAAGCCUUAGGCGCUGCUUGGAGUGGCCACGAGGAGGCGGACGCUCCCCAAAGUCAGAGUAAUUACGCUGUUUGGAACUGGGUGAAGCGACAGGUUCAAACAUUCAUCUCUCCAAGCUGACAGGACUAACUAAAAAAGCUCGAAAUAAGCGGGACAUUCGUUUUGUAGCUCAAGAUAAGCAACGCUCGAAGACGAUGAUUAAAGACAACGUGCCUCUUUUUUAACAAGUUCGCUCGUGUGUGGCCAACAGUCAUCGCCAUUCGUCUUUCUGCUUGUUGACGCAGGACGUGCCAUUGUGACAUCUAAGCGUGCUCAUUACGAGCGGUGCAGUAGCACUUGUGCAUGGUGCUACACUGUUUCGAACCUGCCAAACACGCGCACGUGGUGAACCUCCGUCCGUGAAACGAAGGCUGCUCAAGAGAGGCCUCCGCAAGCCCCUGUUUUCCUGAUUGCUGUUCGGCGGCUACUUCCGCAUGCACAGACAUGUGGGCACUUCCUUCAUGAUCUACUCAGAACUGACCGCGCACUUGAAACGACUGAGAACUUAUGGUUGACGCGUAAUCAGGUAGAGCGGUUAGUUUUAUGCUUUGAGGAGAAAGUGCGGUGGACAACAGUAAUCGUGCAUUGGAACAUCAAACGUAAGCGGCCCAUUCCAACAUAAUUUUCGCCCCGUCUUGUCAUACUUUGCUUGAAACGUCUCCAAAACUUUUCCGGCGUUUCACGAAAUGCUUUGAAAUGAUAAUAUCUGCCCGGCAAAAAGUGCAGUAACGGCGCUUACGGUAACCAUCACGACUUAUUGGACAUUUGAAGAUGCGCUUAGUAUUUCCAGUCAGCUAGCGUGAAAAGGAUGAUUUUAGGAAGGCUGCAUGCAACGCUGGCAUUGCGUGAAACACCUAGAGUUUUCCUGACUAUGCAAAACGCCUGCAACAUGCGCGUGGGGUCCCGCUCCUCCUCCUCCUCCUCCUCCUCCUCCUCCUCUCCCCCCUCUCUCUCUCUUUCUGUCUCUCUCAUGACAACCCUCCUCUCUUGAGCAUGUUCAAAAACGCAUUAUAGACUAGCCUGGCGGAUGCCCGUACCCAGUUGCCGGCCGCACGCCGAAGCCUUCGAGAUAAUCGUCAAUGGCGCAUUGGGUCAGACACGGGUGUCAGCUGAGUUGAUCCCCUGUCUUGUUAUGUGAAUCGAUUGAGCAGAUUUAAAGCGAAUUUAUAAGGCAAACAUGCAAACAUUUAACGGGGCUGUGUAAGAUUUAUUCCGUCUGCGAAUAUUUGCAUUUUGAUUGACUUAAGAUUAUGAGUCGCGUUUGGGGUGCGGCUUAACAGUCUUGAAAGAAUACAUUAGGAUUGCGGGUGUAUACGUGGAGCAUCCUGAAGUGCCGUGGCGUACAGUUCCGUCACCGCAGUGGAUGGUAAUAACACCAAAGAGUUGUCACCACGCUGACUGUUGCGUGACUCGUCCCAGUGACGCAUUGCUUUGAAUGACACAAUUCACUCCUUCGCUGAUUGUGUAAUGGCUUCGUGUUGAGGUUGUGUGUCUGCUUGCUUCUCUUGCUUUCACACAAGUUCUCCGCAGUACACGCUUGCACUAAUAAGGCAUUACUAUAUACUAUGUCAUUAGCUUGUUCAAUAAAGAGUAGCAAAGAACGGUUUUCGCUUAGUGACACA
Molecule: messenger RNA, 3155 nt
Organism: Pollicipes pollicipes
Lineage: Eukaryota; Metazoa; Arthropoda; Thecostraca; Pollicipedomorpha; Pollicipedidae
Product: glutathione S-transferase D4
Exons: 4
Coding region: 31-681 (216 amino acids)
Biological process (GO): glutathione metabolic process
Molecular function (GO): glutathione transferase activity
Source: RefSeq, a predicted model, not a curated record